This is a messenger RNA of Tripterygium wilfordii, 3280 nucleotides long. Its product is annotated as WD repeat-containing protein 3. Gene Ontology annotation, cellular component: small-subunit processome; Pwp2p-containing subcomplex of 90S preribosome. Gene Ontology annotation, molecular function: protein binding; snoRNA binding. NCBI's taxonomy places the organism in Eukaryota, Viridiplantae, Streptophyta, Magnoliopsida, Celastrales, Celastraceae. The record is from RefSeq and is a predicted model, not a curated record. The coding region runs from base 95 to 2920 and encodes 941 amino acids. The transcript is spliced from 12 exons. Gene Ontology annotation, biological process: maturation of SSU-rRNA.
CGUUGCGGAACGCAAAAUCUUUAAACCCUUUAGGAAAGUGUAAAACCCCUACGAAACCGAAGCUGAGACCUGAGAGCAGCAAAGCGAGGCGGCAAUGGUGAAAUCGUACCUGAGGUACGAGCCGGCUGCGGCAUUUGGAGUAAUAACUUCGGUUGAUGCGAACAUCAGUUACGAUUGCUCGGGGAAGCAUCUGCUUGCUCCGGCUCUAGAGAAGAUCGGUGUAUGGCACGUGCGGCAGGGUGUCUGUACUAAAACCCUGACUCCUACACCUUGGUCUCGUGGUCCUUCCCUUGCUGUCACCUCCGUCGCCUCAUCUACUUCCUCUCUGGUAGCAAGUGGCUAUGCAGAUGGAAGUAUAAGGAUUUGGGACCAUGACAAAGGAACCUGUGAGACCACAUUGAAUGGACAUAAAGGUGCUGUAUGUGUACUGCGGUACAACAAACUUGGAUCUUUUCUUGCAUCUGGAAGCAAAGAUAAUGAUAUAAUAAUAUGGGAUGUGGUUGGCGAUACUGGCCUUUUUCGUCUUCGGGGGCAUCGCGACCAGGUGACAGACCUUGUGUUCCUGGACUCGGGUAAGAAACUUGUCAGUUCCUCAAAAGACAAAUUUUUAAGAGUAUGGGACCUUGAAACUCAGCAUUGCAUGCAAAUAAUCAGUGGCCAUCAUAGUGAAAUUUGGUCCAUAGAUGUUGAUCCAGAUGAAAGACACCUGGUCACCGGUUCAGCUGACCCAGAACUUCGCUUUUACACAAUUAAGCGUGACCUGCCUAUAUCUGAUGUAAAUGAUGGAGCUUCUGUUAGUCAAAAUAAAUGGGAGGUUUUGAAGCAAUUUGGCGAAAUUCAGAGACAAAGCAAGGAUAGAGUUGCGACCGUCAAAUUCAACAACUCUGGAAACUUGUUGGCUUGUCAAGUCGCAGGGAAAACAGUGGAGAUUUUCCGUGUACUGGAUGAUGCUGAAGCAAAGCGAAAAGCAAAACGUAGGCUUCACAGGAAGAAAGAGAAGAAAUCUAAAAAAGAACUUGUUGACUCUACUGAAGCUAAUGACAUAAUCCCUGAAACUACAGAUGGAAACAACCCAAUAGUGACAACUCCUGAUGUUUUUAAACUGCUUCAAACAGUCCGGGCUGGCAAAAAGAUAUGUUCCAUAUCCUUUUGUCCAAUUACUCCAAAGAGCUCAAUGGCCAUUUUAGCAUUGUCAUUGAAUAAUAAUUCAUUAGAGAUUUAUUCUAUCGAAAACAAUGCAACAACAAAAACAGUUGCUAUUGAACUCCAAGGACACCGAUCUGAUGUCAGAAGUGUUACUCUUAGCACAGACAACACUCUUUUGAUGUCAACUAGUCACAAUGCUGUAAAAUUUUGGAACCCUAGCACCGGUUCUUGCCUUCGAACUGUUGAUUCUGGUUAUGGGCUGUGUGGUUUAAUUCUUCCUCAUAAUAAAUAUGCACUUGUUGGAACUAAAGCUGGAGCAAUAGAAAUUAUUGACAUUGGAAGUGGCACUUGCACUGAAAAAAUGGAAGCACAUGGCGGUUCUCUUCGGUCGAUUGCUGCAAUUCCAAAUGAAAAUGGUUUUAUCACGGGAAGUGCAGAUCAUGAAGUCAAGUUCUGGGAGUACCAAAUCAGACAGAAACCUAGUCAAGAUUCAAAGCGCCUAAUUGUGUCACACACAAGGACUAUGAAGAUGAAUGAUGAUGUUCUUGUGGUUGUUGUUAGCCCAGAUGCUAAAUAUGUUGCCGUUGCACUAUUGGAUUGCACGGUCAAGGUGUUCUUUAUGGAUUCUCUUAAGUUUUUCCUUUCAUUAUAUGGUCACAAGCUGCCUGUGCUAUGUAUGGACGUUUCAUCUGAUGGAGAUUUGCUUGUUACCGGCUCAGCUGACAAAAACUUGAAAAUUUGGGGUUUGGACUUUGGUGAUUGCCAUAAGUCUAUUUUUGCUCAUUCUGAUAGUGUUAUGGCAGUGCAGUUUGUUCGCAGUACACAUUACUUGUUUAGUGUUGGGAAAGAUCGUCUGGUAAAAUAUUGGGAUGCUGAUAAAUUUGAGUUGCUUUUAACUCUUGAAGGACAUCAUGCAGAUGUAUGGUGUCUAGCAAUCAGUAACCAUGGCAAUUUUUUGGUUACGGGGUCUCAUGAUCGAUCAAUACGCCGUUGGGAUCGUACUGAAGAGCCAUUUUUCCUUGAGGAAGAGAAAGAGAAAAGGUUGGAAGAAAUGUUUGAGUCUGACCUUAACAGUGCAUUUGAAAACAGAUAUGCACCCACAGAAGAAAUACCUGAGGAAGGAGCUGUGGCUGUUGCAGGAAAGAAAACGCAAGAAACUCUUACGGGUACUGACUUAAUAAUUGACGCCCUAGACAUAGCGGAAGUAGAGUUGAAGCGUAUGGCUGAACAUGAGGAGGAGAAAAAGAGGGGAAAAGUUGCUGACUUCCCACCAAAUGUUGUCAUGCUUGGACUCUCUCCAUCGGAUUAUGUCCUCCAUGCGCUUUCAAAUGUUCACACCAACGACCUAGAGCAGACUUUACUGGCUUUGCCAUUCUCAGAUGCUUUGAAACUUCUAUCUUACUUAAAAGAUUGGAUCUCGAAUCCUGAUAAGGUGGAGCUCAUUUGCAGGAUUUCUACAGUACUGUCGCAGACACAUCAUAAUCAGUUAGUUUCCACUCCUGCUGCUAGACCCGUGUUAACUUAUCUCAAAGACGUUCUCUAUGCAAGGGUCAAGGAAUGCAAAGAUACUCUUGGUUUCAAUCUUGCUGCGAUGGAUCAUCUUAAGCAAUUGAUGGCUUCAAGGUCAGAUGCACUCUUUCGCGAUGCAAAAGCGAAGUUACUAGAAAUCCGUUUGCAGCAUGCAAAAAGUGUAGAUUCAAGAGCAUUGCCAAAAGAAGAAAGGCGGAAAAAGAAAAAACAGAAGAAAUCAGAUGAUAUACACCCUUGGAGUUGAUUAAGAGAAUUUUGUUAGAAAUGGAUUACACUCGGUAUUUAUUCAUCACUACUAAUGACAUGUCAAGACGGCCCAGGCAACUUCAGUAUUGCAAAUUAGUGGUCAAUCGAGCCUCGAGACUCGAGAGGCCUCAAGUGAGAUUUGGUUUGCACUUGAAGAACGGCCCCAAAUAUAUCCUUCUGAUAUAGAAAAUCAACCAUAUGGUUUCUUUCUUGUUUUGUGGUUGAAACCUACAGUUCUGUUUAUAUAUCCUCUUUACUGUGACUGUAAAAUAGAUAGCAUCUUUAUUUGAGCUAGAGCUUCAAGUUGUUAUCCUUGGUAUUUAUUUAACCAGUUAUGGUCAUUAAAAAAUUUCCUCUA